Messenger RNA from Bipolaris victoriae FI3, 309 nucleotides. RefSeq lists its product as hypothetical. Lineage: Eukaryota; Fungi; Ascomycota; Dothideomycetes; Pleosporales; Pleosporaceae. The transcript has a single exon. Bases 1 to 309 code for a protein of 102 amino acids. The record is from RefSeq and is a predicted model, not a curated record.
AUGAUUCCCCCUUGUGCGAUUGCUCAUUUGGUACCCCCAUGGAGUUCGGAGAGAGUUUCCAUUUGUUUUCUCAUCUUUUUUUUAUUCUCUCCCUAUGCACUGUCCUCGGGCUUGCAUUUAUCCAGAGUAUUUCUUCUGUCAUUUUCGCAGGAAAGCCGGAUUGCAUGGACAUUCCCAUGUUCAUGUUUUGGGCGUAUAUUUGGGGUUUUUUUUCUGAUGUCGUUUCUCUCUUAUUCAUUUGCAGCACAUUUGUUACUGGUACUCAUUGUUCGGCGCGACCAAGUUCUAAUGGGCAUUGGCUUUCCAUGA